Messenger RNA from Cladocopium goreaui, 160 nucleotides. The record is from the annotation of a GenBank genome assembly. Lineage: Eukaryota; Dinophyceae; Suessiales; Symbiodiniaceae.
GAGGCUGUUCGCAACGCUGGUGCAUUUUCCGGAGGCUGACCUGGAGCACCACGUGAGCGCACGCAUGCUUUGGGCGCUGCGCCUUUGCGUGCUAGGGCGCAGGUCCAUGGACGUGCCCAAACAAGUGGUGGUGGUGGCGUUGGCGUUGGCGUUGGCUUCA